Molecule: messenger RNA, 1966 nt
Organism: Camponotus floridanus (Florida carpenter ant)
Lineage: Eukaryota; Metazoa; Arthropoda; Insecta; Hymenoptera; Formicidae
Product: zinc finger protein Xfin
Exons: 5
Coding region: 418-1914 (498 amino acids)
Biological process (GO): regulation of transcription by RNA polymerase II
Cellular component (GO): nucleus
Molecular function (GO): RNA polymerase II transcription regulatory region sequence-specific DNA binding; DNA-binding transcription factor activity, RNA polymerase II-specific
Source: RefSeq, a predicted model, not a curated record
AAUCCGUCUUUUGACAGGAGCGUUCAAGACCACGAGGCCGACAGCGAGCUUGAUUGGCCGCGUCAUUUCUGCUGCGAUCUUUCGAUAUAUAUCGAAUGGGACACGAUUGGUUGAUGCUGCUCCUUAUAUUCAAUAUGGCGUACUUAUCCUUGCGUAGAAAAUUCGCAUCAUCCAGUUAUUUCUCGAAGAUAUAUUUCUGAUCUUUCUUCGUCGUGCGUGAUGCGCUUAUUCCUCUGUAUCAUAUAGUAUAGUUUCCUAUCUACAGUGCUCGUAGAUUUUGAUUUUUGCGCGUCAAUUGCGGCGAAAUUCAAGUUUCAAGUUUCGUUUUUCAGAGGUUAUAGGCUAUUUACGAUAUAGUGUCCCAGACCGAUGAGUUAGUAUCGUACUUUCAUUCGUGAGGAUCUCUGUCGAGGUACAAUGAUAACUUGCGCGGCCAAUGGAUGUCCCUCCACCCAGACCACGAGGAUAGAUGGUAAUCCGAUAUCGUUCUACCCUUUCCCAGACGACGAUCUAAGGAAGAAUCAAUGGCUUCACAAUUGCAACUUGGCGUCUGGUAUCGUCAAUGAUAAUAAUAAACCUCUGCAUCUCUGCGAGCUGCAUUUUGAGAGAAAUAACUUCACUGCAUCGAAAGAUUUGAAGUCAAACUCCGUACCCACUCUGUUUGGUAGAAUUGAAGAACCUCCAAGGAAACUAAAUAAAGUUGAAAAAGUAUUAGAAAAAGAACCAGCGAAACAAAAAAAGUUAGAUGAACAUUCACAUACUUUAGUGACACCACCGCAGAGUCCAUUCACGCAAGAUAAUGCUGAAGAUACAACUAGUGGAAAUAAAGCAAAUGCAUCAGCUGAUGAAACAGUGGCUGUCAAUGGUUCUGCCACAUCAAGUUCUGUAUUGCAAGAGAAUCUCCAAACAAAUACUAAGACAUAUCGCUUAAUAAUACAAAUCGAUAAGAUACGAGGUAAACCAGGCCCAAAGUGUAAAAAGAUAUUGCCUUUAUUAAUGCUUAAUAAUGAUACAAAAGCGACCAACGAACAAGAAAAAAGCAAGCUUCGGCCAUUAUUUAUUAAGAAACCUUGUGUUCAAGGCAAUUGCAAGUUAAGAAGAUGUGUAUAUAAUUCAAGAUUAGCAUUUCAAUGUGAACUAUGUAAUAAAUAUUACAUUACAAAGAAAGAGGAAAUCAAAAGCUACUCUUGCACCAUAUGUAGCAAGAAUUUUCCAAAUCCACAAGCAUUAUAUAUGCAUAUUAGAAAACAUUUUACAUGUGAUAUCUGUGAGACAGAAUGCAAUUCUCAACCAAGUUAUGACAAACAUGUAAGAUUACAUGUGAGUACUGAUCCAUUAUGUCCAUACAAGUGUCACCAGUGUAAAAAGACAUUUGAAUUAAAAGAAAGUGUCAAGCAGCAUUGUUUGGAGCAUCCUAAGAUAAAAGUACAGAAAUCUCUUCUUCAAGUUUCACCUCCUCCUAUAACUACAAUAAUCUCUCCACAAAAUGAUUAUCGAUGUAUGAAUUGUAAUAUUAGUUUUAAAAGUGAUCAAGCCUACAGGAAUCAUUUAAGUUCUCAUGGAAAGAAAGAAGGCUUAAGUUGUAAUAUUAAUGAGACCAACAAAAUAAUUCCAGUGCCAAAUCCUUUAACUGGAAGUCAAAUAGGUAUUCUCCAACCAGUAAAGUUCAGCUGUCGGGUAUGUUCUAAAGAAUUUGAUAAUGUUGGAGAAGUUGACUCGCAUACAAGGAUUCAUUUGGACACUGAGGAAGGUCUUAAGUGUAACAUCUGCAAAAAAUUCUUUAAGAGCAAUGUGGCGUUUAGCGAACACUUGAAGCAACAUCUGGCACGUGCACAUCCAUGUCCAAUCUGUUCGAAAGCUUUCAUCAACAAAACUACUUUAAAAAUACACUUAAAAACGCACUCUGACUCGUAAACUUUGUAAGUUCUGUAAGUAGUAAUAAAUUUUUAUUUCGAUUAUUUUAUUA